UCAGCAAACUCCUGACGUCCUGCUCGGGCUCCGUUCCCACUCUCCGAGUGACUUCAGGGACAGACGGGACGGACAUCCGACCGGCGGGGGACUGAAGCACACCGGACCGACGGAGGAGAGGGACCGCAGUGGAGCUGAGGCUUCCUUGCAGCUCUUCCAGCGAACCAGGGAGUGAGUGAGUGCUGGUUGCCAUCAUGCCAUCCUCCUCCCCUCAGGAAUCCUCCCUUGUUGUCGGUCCCAACGCCACAACUCCAGCCAAUAGCAGCCUGGAAGAGAGCCAGUUCUUCUACGCUUUCUCACUCCUGGACAAGGAGCUCCACGACAGCUUUCCCAGCCUGUGGGUGGCCCUGAUGGCCGUCAAUGGGACCAUCUUCCUCGUGGGCGUGGCCCUCAACAGCCUGGCCCUCUACGUCUUCUGCUUCCGUACAAAGACUAAGACCACCUCCAUCAUCUACACCAUCAACCUGGUGGUGACAGACCUGCUGGUGGGCCUGUCACUGCCCACGAGGUUCAUCAUCUACUAUGGGGCUCAGAACUGUCUCAACUGCUCUCUGGUGCACGUCUUCAGCUACUUCGUCAACAUGUACUGCUCCAUUCUCUUUCUCACCUGCAUCUGUGUGGACCGUUACCUGGCCAUCGUCCAGCUGGAGGCCUCGAGGAAAUGGAGGAACCCCAGCUGUACCAAAGGCAUCUGCGUCUUCAUCUGGGUCUUCGCCGUGGUGGUGACCUUCUCCGUCCUCACCGCGGCGGUGCAGGGAGGCUCCUGCUGCCGCCUCUUCGCCUUGACCGUCUUUGAGUACUUCCUGCCUCUGGUGGUCAUCACCUUUUUCACAGGGAGGAUCAUGUGCGCUCUGUCCAAGCCCAACCUCAUGCACCAGAGCCGCGAGCGGCGAAUGCGCGCCGUCCAGUUACUCCUUUCGGUGCUCAUCAUCUUUCUGGUGUGCUUCACGCCGUUCCACGCGCGCCAGCUGGCCGUCUCCCUCCGUCCUCAAGCCGUGUCCAAAGAAGCGGGGCUGGUGGCUUACCACGUCACCAUCACCCUCAGCAGCCUCAACAGCUGCAUGGACCCCAUCGUCUACUGCUUUGUGACCAACAGCUUCCAGGCCACCGUCCGGGGCCUCUUCCGCAGAAGCGAGCCGGAGCAGACCAGCGGGGAGGUCAUCAGCAUGCACAAGAGCUCCAAGGGCUCCCUCCACAACGCCAUCGUCCCCUGCCCCCGCGCUCCCACCGACGGGCCCCGAGUGUAGCCGGGUCGUGGGAGAGACCGGACAACGCGCAAGGUGUCGCGGAAAAAUCCUGGAAUUGGAGUCGUGGACUUUGCUCUGCUCCUGACUCUCCGUGUGAUCUUAGUCGAGUCUCCGCUCAGGUGGAGAUGAAAAGUUUCCUCAUCUAUAAAAUCAAGUCUUGACUCACGUGAGCUCUAAGCUCACAUAAGAGCUCAGAAAUAUUCUUUCCAACUCCACUGGGACUCUGAUGACAUUCUAAGGAUGGUUCCAGGUGGGCUUCCACCUCUAUUCCGCCUCUGCCUCCGUGUGUGAACUCACACAAGUCCCUUAACUGUGUGUGCCUUCAUUUUCUCGUCUACCAAAUGGGGAAGAUAAUGUCUGACCUUCCUACCUCAUGGGGGAGUAGAGAGGGUGAGAGCAGCCUGUGAUGUGUAUGUCAUCAGAUUUUUACAGACACAUCUGGGCAAACGGACAUCAGAUUUAGUUACCUGAUCCUCCCCUAAAUAGUGUUUUCUGGUGACUGAGUGGUUAGUUAGCAAUUAUUUCUUUAGUUCUAGGCAUUUCCCUAAUUUUGGCUAAUUUGGUAUGUGGGUACAGUCUGCCCCCAUAGGUCUUAGGCACAGGAAGGGGAGAUUUGGGAGGGAAAUGUGGGAGAAGAGGAGAGAAAGGAAAGGGGGAAGAAUCAAAGUAAGAAAGGAGCAAACAAAAGAUGCCUCAAAUGGAGAGGGAUAGAGGAGAUACCAUCCAUGAUCACCUCAGGAUGAAUAUAUACAGACGUCCCCUGAGCCUCACAUUGGUCUAGGAUCUGAAGCUUUUCAGAAACACUUUCCCAUCUAGUCCAUUGUCUGAGCUUUAAAACAGACUGGAAGGAUUGCAGGAAAAGGUCUCUAUCCUGAUCUUACCCUGGAGCUGGGAACAAAGUGAUUAAUAAAUGCACAAUGAUGUCAAUUGUCCCCAUUGUUUUUAGAGAAGGAAACUAACAUGCAGAGAAGUGAUUUGCUUAAGGAUGGAUUUGGCUCUCAAUCAAGGGAUCCUUUCACUAAACAUCAUCACCUCUCUUCAUCUUAAGCAUUAGCUUCCCACUGCUGAUGGUAGCCCCACACCAGAGUCUCCUAUGUGUGUCCCACCUGAAUAAAAGGAGAGUAGACUUCUGAGGGAGUUCCAAGUAGGGUGUCCAAUUAGAAUUUCUGACUUACAUGUUUGGUAUACAUAGAAACUUAGACUAAACAGGGACAUUUUCCUGAACCUGAGGACCUCCAGCUGUACUGAUGGAAAGCUCUUAGUCCAGAGAUUAAUCUAGAGCCUGCCCAAAGUGGAUCAGAGACAUCUCUUUGUGUUCAGGAUAGGUAGAGGGUACUUUGAAAGUACCCUGCCUCCUUCAAGCAGUAUUGCUUGAAUUUCCAUUCCCAGUCUGCCUCCGCAAAUAUAGCCUUUGAGUUGGAAUAUAGAUAGGUCAUGCCUUAGCUGCUAGCAUGGAGGCAGUAGAGUAGAUAGAAUUCUGGACCUGGAGUCAGGAAAACCUGAAUUCAAAUCCUGCUUCAGAUAUUAGCCAUGUGGCUCUUUGCAAGAGACAUAACCUCUGUCUGCCUCUGUUUCCUCAUCUGUAAAAUGAAAAUAAUAAUAGCACUGACCUCACAAAGUUGUAGUAAGGAAAAAUAUUAAAGCAUUUUGCAAACCUUAAAGUACUAUCUAAAUAUUAGUAAUUUUUAUUCUAUGAGCUCUGCCUCCCCACCACCACCACCAAAAAAAAAAAAAAAAAAAAAAAUCAUGCUUCAUUGAUGAAGGGAAGAAGUGCUGAAUCCCUCCCCUAAAUUUGUCACAGUCCCAUUGCUAAAAACCAAUGGUUCUGUUUAUUGAGAGCUAAUUUUUGAACGUCCUAAUAGCUCGUCCUUCUCUGAGGUCCUAAGAAAUCAUUCCAGAAAUCCUACUCAUUCAGUAACCUCUUUAGAAGUUCCUCCUAGGUCAGAAAGGAAUUACCUGGUGUGGCGCAUUGGAGAGAGCACCAGCUAUGAAGUAUAGAGGACCUGGAUUCAAAUCCAGGCUCUCCUAAUUACUCUCAGCAUAUCAUAAAUUAGGACCCCAGUUUCCUCAUGUGUAGAAUGAGGGCACUGGACUAAGUUUCUUAAACUGUGGGUUGCAAACCCAUAUGGGGUCAUGUAACUGAAUGUAAAAUUGUGACUUAUAAAUGUUUGAUUUGUAUACCUAUUUUAUAUAUCUGUAUACCCAAGGUCUCAAGUGAAAAGGGGUUGGAAGUGGAAAAAAUUGAAGAAGCCCUGGAUUGGACAAAGUCUAUGAGUCCUUGUUCUGAAGUCCUAUAGUUCUGAGUUCUAAGCUAGUUGGUCCUUGACAAAAUGGAGACACUGAAGAGUUCAUAUUUAGAAAUAUCCAUAUCCCCUCUUUAGUUCUUACUUCUCUAGUCUUGAUAUUUUCUUCCCACUCCCACUCCAGCAUCAACAUGCUCAGAUGUUUUGUUUUUCUUCAGAUGGGACAACCCACCUUCCAACUCAAUGCUUUCCCAAUGGCUGACCACCAUGUUUGAAUGCUCCUUCUCACCUUCAUGCCCGGGCUUCCUUUAAGAUUCCAUUCACAUCCCACCUUCUGCAAGAGGCCUUUCUCAGCUUUUGAUUGCUCCCUCUUCCCCCGGCAAUGCUUUCUCUCUGAGAUUACCUUCCAUUGCAUUAUAUCCAUCUUGUAAAUAUAAAUUAUAUGUUUCCUUCCAUUAGAAUGGAAGUUCCUUGAAGGAUUGGAAGGCUGCUUUGCCUUGAUUCGUACCCAUGGCCCUGAGCACAGUACCUGGUAUAUAGUAAAAACUUAACAAAUGCUUGUUGAUGGACUAUCUAAAGACUUCAAGGCUAGUCCAGGAACUUAAAUGUCUAAGAAUCCUUUUUGACUUGAGAUGCUCAGAUCAGAAUGUUCUCCCUGUAUUUAAGCAGGAAGUUUUCUCAAUAACAUCCAGUUCCCACCAGAAGGAUGACUACCUAUUCUUCCUAUGUGUAAAGCUGGUUCUACCUUUGAGCAUUUUCUCCCUGUGCCUUGAGCUGAUUCCUCCAACUCCAAUUUGUAGGAGAAAAAUGUUAAAGACGAUAGAGGAAGAAUUAGGGAAGUGACCCUGGCCAGCAGCUUAGUUCCCUGCCCUCUUAUUGAGGGAAGCAUUGCCCAAGCAGAGAAACUUCCUGGAUAUAUUUCUUUAGGAAGUUCUGGGAUAUUUUUAGGUCCACCCCUAAUCCUUAAAACGAGCUUCCAGGAGAAUCCAGAGUAAGAGGUGGGAGACCUCCUGAACUGGAAAGAUGCUACUAUUUAGCUGAAUGUUCCUGGCUCCCUGAAGCUCUAAGACCCAAAUCCAUAGGAAUAAGGAAUAAUUGGCGAUGUUGAUGAAGAUCUUCCAGGCUGUCCUGCUUCAGUAUCACCGGGAGCAUCCGCUUCUUGGUCUGUGACAUAAGCCUGGGUAAAGAUAGAGGUAUUAGGUAUGGGCUGGAAGAUACAGCUUUUCGCCUGUGAAGGCUUUCUCUAGGGUGAGAGGUCAGGGACGCAAGCUUGCUGGUGUUCCAAGUCCUGAGCAAGGUCUUUCCCAAUCUAGACCUAGUGUUCUCUCCUUACUGAAAAUGUCUUAGAUCUCUUGGUGUAUGUAUGUUGCAUUUACUUAUUUGUGUCCAGGUUGUACCCCUUGGGAGAACACGAUAUCCUCAGGCAGAGGUGAUUUUGUUCCUGUUUUUGUAUUCCCCAGUUCCCAGCACAGUCCCUCACCAUACUUAGCAUAGUAAGUCAUGUUUGUUGAGUUGAUUUGAACACUUAUUUUACCAAAGUGGAAAGAGACGCCUAGAGAGAGGAAAUGAUUUUUAGGGGGUAACCCAGCAAGGACAGAAUCGGAGUCUCCAGAGGCCCCGACUAGCCAGGGCUCUUUCCACUAGGCCAGAAGGUGACAAAUAUUUGCAAACCACCACCCUCCCCCCAAUCCCCAAACUAUUUUUUUUAGUAGAAGAAAAUGUCAUGUGUAUUUAUAUCAGAUGUAAACAAUUCCUGUAAUGAGACGUCCUGAAUUAAAGCUGUUUAUUCUGA
Molecule: messenger RNA, 5282 nt
Organism: Antechinus flavipes (yellow-footed antechinus)
Lineage: Eukaryota; Metazoa; Chordata; Mammalia; Dasyuromorphia; Dasyuridae
Gene: GPR20
Product: G protein-coupled receptor 20
Exons: 2
Coding region: 195-1247 (350 amino acids)
Biological process (GO): phospholipase C-activating G protein-coupled receptor signaling pathway; positive regulation of Rho protein signal transduction
Cellular component (GO): membrane
Molecular function (GO): G protein-coupled receptor activity
Source: RefSeq, a predicted model, not a curated record